UGGUGGGUGAUUGGUGGCGGCAGUGGUGGGUGACGCCAGUGGGUGUGGGAUGUACCGCAGCGUCAAAGUGCGUGCUCGGACAAAGCCGAACGCUUAGACUCUAUUAUCUAUCCGGCAAGUGCUGACGCGUUUUCAAUCUCUGAACAGAGCUCAGUGCAAUAGUGCCAAAUCCGAAAUGUGUUACGUUAUCAUAACAAGCGCCAGCCUGGUAUGGUUCCUCUGCUCCCUUCUGGCGGACAUGCUCUUUGCGGUGGCUCUGGUCACGCCCAAAUGGCUAGUUGGCCCCACCCCUGUGGGUCAGCUUUCCUCAAAGUCCUCCUCGGUUGGGAUCUACACCCGGUGCAAGGUGAUGUUGGAGCGGGGCUACCACUGUGGUCGCUUCGAUCUGGACGGCCUGUUCACGGACAGUAGUGUCUACCCCGGAGAAUGGAAGGCAGCUAUGUUCUUUGCCUCGCUGGGAUUCGCCCUGUUGUCGGUCACGGUCAUACUUACUCUGCUUACCUGUUGUCGCCAAGCAGCCUGCGGCAAGAGCAUCCACAACUUGACGGCCUGUGCCCAGGUGGUGGCAGGAAUAAGCGUGAUGCUGGCACUCUUCCUGCAUCCCCUUGGCUGGCGAGCGGAAAGGGUCCAGCGUCUCUGCGGCCAGGAGGCCGAACCUUUUUACCCAGCCGACUGCAGCAUAGGUAUUUCGUUCUACUGCGGCGUUAUCGGUGUACUUCUCACAUUCAUCGCCGCCGGAAUAAGCCUGAAAGCGGAAUCUUCCAACAUGCGAUCACGUGUCCGCCGGCGCGUCGAAGCGGGUAGCAAGCUGGUCUGCAUUCCAUAGAUCCCACCCAGGAUUCCAUUAACUGAUCUUGCUUAGAGCGAGCAUACUUAACUUCAUUUUCGAAUUAACUUUAACAUUAGCAUAAAUAAAAUUCUAACAAGUCACGAUCUAA
Messenger RNA from Drosophila bipectinata, 938 nucleotides. Its product is annotated as LHFPL tetraspan subfamily member 2 protein. Gene Ontology annotation, cellular component: membrane. The record is from RefSeq and is a predicted model, not a curated record. Lineage: Eukaryota; Metazoa; Arthropoda; Insecta; Diptera; Drosophilidae.